CUUGUGUUUUUUUCAGUCUGUCUGCCGGUGCUUUCAGCUGAUCGCAAUUUGUUGUGAAUGGUCGUGUUUUCCUGUCCGGAUCUUGUGAAACAUAUUGUAAUUCAACUGGAGCAAAAUGACAGCUUCUCAAGUAAGGCAGAAUUUUCACAAAGACUGCGAGGAUGCUAUUAAUAAGCAAAUUAAUAUGGAACUGUUCGCGAGUUAUUCGUAUUUGUCUCUGGCCUUCUAUUUCAACAGGGACGACGUAGCCUUACAAGGCCACUACAAAUACUUCAAAGAAGCCUCCGAAGAGGAGAGGGAGCACGCCUACAAACUGAUGGAGUACAUGAACAAGAGAGGAGGCAGGAUCAUUCUUACCGAGAUCUCAGCCCCAAAUAAACAAGAAUGGGGCACGUCCAUAGAGGCCAUGCACGCCGCCUUAGAACUGGAGAAAACAGUAAACGAAAGCCUACUAAACCUGCAUAGCGUUGCCUCGGGCCAUAUGGACGUGAAUUUGUGCGACUUUUUGGAGACCAACUACCUUCAGGAGCAAGUGGACGCCAUCAAGGAAAUCGCAGACCACGUGACCAACCUGAAAAGAGUCGGUGAAGGUCUGGGUGUGUAUCUGUUCGACCAAAAACUCACAGAGUCUUAAUUUUGGUUGACGCAGAAAUAAUUCUACGCCUAUUCUAUGAGAAAAACAAAUAAAUUAUCGUUCAAUUACUAUAUAUUUAGGAAACCACUUAAACACUUACAUCAUUUACGCUUAAAUAUGUACUUGUAACCAGCUAAAAUAUUAUUCAACAUAUGCUAAAAUUGUUAGGACCGACGAAACUAUUAAUGGGCUAAGUGUUUUUUAUUGUGAUAUAUUUAAUAUUUU
Molecule: messenger RNA, 859 nt
Organism: Sitophilus oryzae (rice weevil)
Lineage: Eukaryota; Metazoa; Arthropoda; Insecta; Coleoptera; Curculionidae
Product: soma ferritin-like
Exons: 3
Coding region: 116-634 (172 amino acids)
Biological process (GO): iron ion transport; intracellular iron ion homeostasis
Cellular component (GO): cytoplasm
Molecular function (GO): ferric iron binding; ferrous iron binding
Source: RefSeq, a predicted model, not a curated record